UAGUCUUUUAAUGUAAAUGUGCCCGUGUCUGUGUGAUCAUUUAGGUCAAAGACUGUAAACCAAAAUGAAUAUGCCUUGUAAUUGAAACUUGUCCACUCACUGUGUGAUUGUUGGCUAACGCUAGCGUUAUCAUUAGCAAACCUGUUAGCUUAUUAGCUGCUAACCGUAUUCAACUUCUCUUUGCAGCUGGCACAAUAUUUGCUUUAAACAUGGCUCUCCCCCUGCUCUCAAGAUCAAUUGCUGGGCUCCUUGGAGAGUCCCCAUCCAUAAUUCACCAGAGGACUUUUAGUGUAUCCGCUGUUGCAGCUGCCAUUCAAAAGAUGACAAGAGUGCGUGUGGUGGACAACAGCCCUCUUGGAAAUACACCAUAUCACCGUGCACCAAGAGUGAUCCAUGUCUACACCAAGAAUGGUGUAGGAAAAGUUGGUGACAAAGUGUUGCUUGCCAUCAAAGGGCAGAAGAAGAAGGCGCUCAUCGUUGGACACAAACAGCCUGGAGAUCGCAUGACUCCUCGCUUUGACUCAAACAAUGUUGUUCUGAUUGAGGAAAAUGGGAACCCUACAGGCACUAGGAUUAAGGUCCCUAUACCUACACAUCUACGCAAUGUGGCGGGAGAUUACUCUAAAGUCCUAGCAAUUGCUAGUUCAUUUGUUUAACAGGCAUUGCAACUGUGAUUUGUUCUUGAUUUUUAUUUCACAUCUGCUUGGGGAUAUAUUAACGUUAUCCUUGUACAUGUUCUUGUAUUCAGUAAACUAUAAAGAGUAUACAAAACUGCAA
Molecule: messenger RNA, 777 nt
Organism: Centropristis striata (black sea bass)
Lineage: Eukaryota; Metazoa; Chordata; Actinopteri; Perciformes; Serranidae
Gene: mrpl14
Product: mitochondrial ribosomal protein L14
Exons: 2
Coding region: 210-656 (148 amino acids)
Biological process (GO): translation
Cellular component (GO): mitochondrion; ribosome
Molecular function (GO): structural constituent of ribosome
Source: RefSeq, a predicted model, not a curated record